GGGCCACGAGUAGGCUGCAGGCCUGCUGGGGCAGAUAAGCUGCAGAGGCAGGGAGGGGCUUGGCUGGGUAGCUCCUCAGGGCUUUGCAGGCUGCCUAGGAGCUCGCUCUUAAGAGGUUCUGGGGCCAAAAGAUGGCUGGGUUUGGUUCCACGAGACAAGAGGGCCAGGGAGGGGAAAGAGGAUUCCAAAUUCUCCAGCAUUCUUCGAAUUCUCCUGCGGUGGGAGGCCGAGGGACAGUUUGAGGUGGGGCUGCGGUUCGACACCGCCCCUCCACCGACCCGCUCUCUGGCUCAGGCAGGUCCCCACUUCCCUGGGCCUCAGUUUCCCUCCCGAGUGGACUUAGAGGUGGCUUCGCGGCUCCCGAGGCCUGGAUGGAGGACUUUGCUAUGUACACUGAUGUCCACUCAUGAAUUCAGCACAUACCUGCCAAGGUGUUGGACCCUGAAGGUGCCUUUGGAAGCCAAGUCAAACCUGGCCCGAGACAUUCUGGAGCUGGGAACACCUGAGUAAACACAAAGGAGAUCACUGUGGGAGCCAGGCAUGGUGGGGCAUGCUUGUAAUCCCAGCAUUUGGGAGGCUGAGGCAGGAGGAUUCCUGGAAGUUGGAGGCCAGCCUGAACCUACCGUGCCCCUGCUGCAAAACAAAACAAACAAACAAACAAACAAAGGAGAUCAUUGCAGGAUGAAGGCGAGAAGACCUGAAUCGGGGGACUGCUGGUUGUGACCUGAGAUCAGGCCGCUGUGGCUACCGUGAUCAGGCCAGGCUUCUCGGAGUAUUAGACUCCCCGGGAACCACUGGCUGAGCCGUGCGCAGGACAGGAAGCUCCCACCCCACCCCGUGAGCUCGGCUGUUCUCCUGGGAACCAUGAAGCUGAACAAGAGGAGCGUGGCCCACUACGCACUGAGUGACUCCCCAGCAGACCACAUGGGCUUCCUGCGCACUUGGGGCGGCCCAGGAACCCCCCCUACCCCCAGCGGCACUGGCAGAAGAUGCUGGUUUGUUCUCAAGGGCAACCUGCUGUUCUCCUUCGAGAGUCGCGAGGGCCGGGCCCCCCUGAGCCUGGUGGUGCUCGAGGGCUGCACCGUGGAGCUGGCCGAGGCUCCUGUGCCGGAAGAGUUCGCCUUCGCCAUCCGCUUCGACGCCCCCGGAGUGCGCCCGCACCUGCUGGCUGCAGAUGGGCAGGCAGCCCAGGAGGCCUGGGUGAAGGCGCUGUCCCGGGCCAGCUUUGGCUACAUGCGCCUGGUGGUACGAGAGCUGGAGAGCCAGCUGCAGGACGCCCGCAGGAGCCUGGCCUUGCAUCGCUGCGCGUCCCAGAAGGUCGGUGCCGGCCGCCGAAAGCCACAGGCGCCUGACCGCAGAUCUCCAGGCCUGGAAAAUGGUCACUUUCUCCCCAGGGACUGCAGCCCUGUGGGCGCAGUGGAAGGAGGAGGCUGCAGGCCAGUAGGGCGGGAUUUGCCGGAGUGGGAGCUGCAGGGCCCCACCAGCCUCCUCCUGGGCAGGGGGCAGAGCCCUGUGUCCCCCGAGACCUCCUGCUUCUCUACCCUGCACGACUGGUAUGGCCAGGAGAUUGUGCAGCUGAGGCAGGGGUGGCAGCAGAGGGCCCAGGGGAGCCAGGCAGGAUGCAAGCGACAGGGUACACCCUGAGCCUGGGCCCUGUGAGUUCUGGUCUCGUCCUGCUGGUUGGGACACCAGGGCCAGGGCUUCUUCAGGAGUUAAAUGUUUACUCAUUUGCAGGGUUGCUUUGCCAGGGGUGGGGUGGGGGUACUGUGGGGGUGUUCGCUCCCUCUUGCUCUGUCGGCCUUCUCCGGUUCCAGCCUGUCCUGGUGUCUGGAGGGGACUGAUGAGCCAUGACUGCCAACUUCUGUAUCCUGAGGCCAGAGAGGAAGGGUGGCUUGCGUAGGACUCUGCUCUGGACACCAAGGAAGUGAAGGAGUGGGCUGCCCCACCCUUGAGCUGCACACCGGACCCUAUGGCCAUAAUUUCCAACACAGGGAGUCUUGUGUGCAUUUAACUUCCCAGAGACUGACUGCACAUUAUCUGAGAAAGUGGCUUUAUGUGUCUGUCAGAGGAGUCCCUGGGCCAGCUCUUUCUGCGGGGUGAGAAGAGUGAGCACAGACCGGUACUCUAGUUUGGGUGGAGCCUUCGGAGGAGAGGACCUUCUGCCCAUAAAGAGGAUUUCUUUGAUUUCUUCUACUCUCCCUUGAUGCCCUGUCAAUAAUAGAUGGUGCUGCACAUUGCUGGGGCCGGCGGGUGCUGUUAGCUUUUACAAGUCAGCAGAAACCCUUCCUGUCCUCUGUCCUCCACUGCCAGCUCUUGCCACUGCCAGGCCAGAAGUUGGGGAGCUGGGGAGGUCGGGUGGCUCCCUGGGAAAAGGCAGCUUGUUUCUUUGAUUCUCAGUCCUGGGAAUUUUAGAAGCUUGGACGCAAGGUUCCCAGUAUCCUGUGGUAAACUCUUCCCUCCCGGCUGGGGUCUCAUAAAAGCGUUCUUACUCCUGAAACUUUGGGUGAAAGCAAGCGUCUGGGAACUCUGGCCCAGUCCUGCUUUUCCCCCGAGUUUACCUGUCAAGAACCUUCCCUGCUUCUCCCCAGCAUGGUGCCAUCUGUUUUCUUGUCUUGUGUGAGAGGCAAGCCGGCUGGGGCCAGCCUCUGCGGUACGGAUGUAGCGGUAGCGGCUGGUGGGAAGAGGUGGGUCUGAUCAGACUUCCUCUUCCCCCAAACACAAAGCCUGCCCUGUCCCAGCCUUCCCUUCCCCCAGACCGGGACGCAGGUAGGCCUAAGGCUGGGACGCAAGAUUUCUUCUCAUCUCUAUCAGGCUGAGGAACUGCCCAGGGCUCUGUGCGGGUUCCUGUCCUACCCAACUUGUUUCCCAGUCCUGUACGGGACCCACAUAGCCCACUGCACUUUAUUUUAUACACAGAUACUGCAGCCUUUGUUACCUUUCUUACCGUUACAGUGUUUUUAAAAGUACAAUAAAACACUAAAGUUUU
Messenger RNA from Chinchilla lanigera (long-tailed chinchilla), 2986 nucleotides. It is a transcript of the gene Pheta2, whose product is annotated as family with sequence similarity 109, member B. The record is from RefSeq and is a predicted model, not a curated record. Lineage: Eukaryota; Metazoa; Chordata; Mammalia; Rodentia; Chinchillidae. Gene Ontology annotation, biological process: endosome organization; receptor recycling; retrograde transport, endosome to Golgi. The coding region runs from base 865 to 1644 and encodes 259 amino acids. The transcript is spliced from 4 exons. Gene Ontology annotation, cellular component: recycling endosome; trans-Golgi network; early endosome.